AUGUCGUACGCGACGUCUGCCAGAAACGUGGAUCAUACCAAGUCCGAGGCGGAGCUUGCAAUCAACAUUCGAAAAGCCACAAGUAUCGAGGAGACCGCGCCGAAACGCAAGCAUGUUCGUAGCUGUAUUGUGUAUACAUGGGACCAUAACAGCUCUGGAGCCUUCUGGGCUGGUAUGAAAGUACAACCUAUUCUUGCGGAUGAGGUUCAGACAUUUAAGGCGUUAAUUACCGUUCACAAAGUUCUACAAGAGGGUCACCCAUCGACUUUACGUGAAGCUAUGUCGAACCGGAGUUGGCUCGACAGUCUGAAUAGAGGCAUGUCCGGCGAAGGUAUGCGGGGUUAUGGACCUUUGAUAAAAGAAUAUGUCAAUUUUCUACUGUCCAAAUUGAGCUUCCAUCAACAACAUCCCGACUUUAAUGGUACAUUUGAAUACGAGGAGUACAUCAGCUUAAAAGGGAUCAACGACCCAAACGAAGGCUAUGAAACCAUUUCGGAUCUUAUGGCUUUGCAAGAUAGGAUCGAACACUUCCAGAAACUGAUAUUUUCGCAUUUCCGAAAUGGGGGCCACAACGAAUGCAGAAUAUCCGCCCUGGUGCCUUUAGUGCAAGAGAGUUAUGGUAUCUACAAGUUUGUCACUAGCAUGCUACGAGCUAUGCACACGACGACCGGUGAUGACGAUGCCCUUGAGCCUUUGAGAGGUAGAUACGAUGCCCAACAUUAUCGCCUUGUAAAGUUCUACUACGAAUGCUCCAACCUUCGAUAUCUCACGAGUUUGAUCACUGUACCCAAGCUACCACAAGAGCCCCCAAAUCUGCUCUCCGAAGAUGAUUCUGCUCCCAGAUUACCGCAGCGGCCGAAGCAAGAAAUUGAGAGGCAAAUCACACCUCCGAAGCCUCCCAAGACGGAAGAGCCGGAUGAAAUUGGUGAAUUUUGGAAGAGCGAACAGGACCGACAAAAUAGAGAGUAUGAGGAACAACAGAGAGUCCUAGCAGAGCAACAGAGACAACAAAUGCUGGCACAACAGCAAGCACAACGUCAGGCGCAGCAAAGUUAUGAAGAACAGCAGCGUUUACUCGCCGAGCAGCAAAGGCGAGAGCAAGAACAAUUGAUGCUACAACAAUCUCAACAACAAACUUAUGGUCGCCUGGCGGAACUCGAACGGGAGAACUUAGAAGCUCGAGCACAAUACGCAAGGGACCAGCUUAUGCUGCAACAAUACGACCAAAAGAUCAAGGCGCUGGAGAGUGAGCUUGCUCAACUGCAGGGCAGUUAUGGACAACAAAUUGGUAGUAAAGAGGAUCAGAUUAGAGCUUUGCAAGAACAAGUUAAUACUUGGAGGACAAAAUACGAAGCGCUUGCGAAAUUAUAUUCACAAUUACGACACGAACACCUCGACCUUCUUCAAAAAUUCAAGAGCGUUCAGCUAAAGGCAGCUUCAGCCCAGGAGUCCAUCGAUAAACGUGAAAAGCUGGAGCGGGAGAUCAAGACCAAGAACCUCGAGCUCGCCGACAUGAUCAGAGAAAGAGAUAGAGCUCUGCAUGAAAAAGAUCGUCUCACUGGUGGGAACCGGGAAGAAGUUGAAAAACUUAAGCGCGAGCUUCGCAUGGCUCUCGAUCGUGCCGAAAACCUGGAGCGGAGUAAAGGCAAUGAACUCUCCACCAUGCUUUCCAAGUACAAUCGUGAAAUGGCAGAUCUCGAGGAGGCACUUCGCAACAAAUCCCGCGCAUUAGGGGAAGUCCAUGCUAAGUACAGUGAAGGAGGUUCGGAUGCCGAAAAAUUGCUGAGGGACAAGGAGGAUGAGCUGGAGGUCUACAAACAAAGUUUGGAUGAUGCACUGAUUAGACUCAAUGAGCUCGAGACGUCCCAAGGGGCCAACGACAAUGCUUUGGAUGGAGAGAUUGAUGCUAUGCUCCUUUCAAAUAUUGGCAAAAUCAACGACAUGAUAGAUUCUGUUCUUCAGAGUGGAGUUCAGCGUGUUGAUGACGCUCUUUACGAACUCGAUUCCACUAUGCAAGCCGGUAACCAGAAUGCCACCCCAUCUUACGUGCUUUCGCAGAUCGAAAAAGCAUCAGCAAGCGCUACUGAAUUCGCCACGGCAUUCAACAAUUUCAUAGCCGAUGGUCCAAUCAGUAACCAUACCGAGAUCAUUCGGACCAUCAAUGUCUUCGCCAGCUCGGUUUCUGACGUCCUUAGCAAUACCAAGGGCCUCACGAGACUUGCGACAGACGAUAAGAAGGCCGAUCAGCUUACCAAUGGCGCACGCCAGUCUGCACAGUCUACUGUUAAGUUUUUCCGUGGUUUGCAAAGCUUCCGAUUGGAUGGUAUGGAUCCAAUGCAACGAACUGAGGUUGUAAUCAACAGCAAUAAUGAGGUACAGAUCCACCUGCAACGCUUGAACAAACUUGCAGAUACAUUUGCGCCAAACAGUGGUAAACUUACAAACAACAAAGGCGACUUGGGCGAUUUGGUAGACAACGAGCUCACUAAGGCUGCUGAUGCAAUUGCUGCUGCUGCUGCACGCCUAGCGAAGCUCAAGUCCAAACCCAAGGAUCAAUACUCAACAUACAAACUUGAGAUCCACGAUUCAAUCCUUGAUGCUGCCAUUGCGGUCACGAACGCUGUCGCAAAGUUAAUUAAAGCAGCUACUGUUACUCAGCAAGAAAUUGUUCAGGCUGGUCGUGGCUCGUCUUCCAAGACCGCUUUUUACAAGAAGAACAACCGAUGGACUGAGGGGCUUAUCUCCGCCGCAAAAGCAGUAGCAACUUCAACCAACACAUUGAUUGAGACCGCAGAUGGAGUUCUUUCAGGGCGCAACAGUCCGGAACAACUUAUCGUUGCUUCUAAUGAAGUUGCAGCCUCUACAGCCCAACUAGUCGCUGCUAGCAGAGUUAAGGCCGGGUUCAUGAGCAAGAGCCAAGAGAGCUUAGAGCAAGCUAGUAAAGCUGUUGGUUCAGCCUGCAGGACUCUUGUCAGACAAGUGCAGAGCAUGAUCAAGGAUAGGGAUCAAGAUGAUGAAGGAGAAGAUUACGCCAAGCUCGGGGCGCAUGAGUUCAAAGUUAGGGAAAUGGAGCAGCAGGUCGAAAUUCUACAACUCGAGAACAACUUGUCGUCAGCGAGGAAAAGAUUGGGCGAGAUGCGAAAGAUAUCCUACAUGGAGGAUUAA
Molecule: messenger RNA, 3165 nt
Organism: Sclerotinia borealis F-4128
Lineage: Eukaryota; Fungi; Ascomycota; Leotiomycetes; Helotiales; Sclerotiniaceae
Source: the annotation of a GenBank genome assembly